UGCCCGGCCGUGGCGCUCCCGGCCAGCGGCAGCAGCAGCGGCGGCGGCGGUGGCGGAGGAAGUUUCCGCUUUGCACUUACCCCGGUAGCAGCUCCGCGACAGGGACAGCUUCCUCCGGACGCUUGGCGGGCUUCGCUCUCGCCUUACGACAGCCCGGUCGGAUCAUGGGGUUGCCCAAGGGGCCGGAGGGCCAGGGUCUCCCGGAGGUGGAAACAAGAGAAGAUGAAGAACAAAAUGUCAAGUUGACUGAAAUUCUGGAGCUCUUGGUUGCAGCUGGGUAUUUCAGGGCAAGAAUUAAAGGCUUGUCACCCUUUGACAAGGUAGUAGGAGGAAUGACUUGGUGUAUCACCACUUGCAACUUUGAUGUAGAUGUUGAUUUGCUCUUUCAAGAAAACUCUACGAUAGGUCAAAAAAUAGCUCUAUCAGAAAAAAUUGUCUCGGUCCUGCCAAGGAUGAAAUGCCCACACCAGUUGGAGCCCCACCAGAUCCAGGGGAUGGAUUUUAUUCACAUAUUUCCGGUUGUUCAGUGGCUGGUGAAACGAGCUAUAGAAACGAAAGAAGAGAUGGGUGACUAUAUCCGCUCCUACUCUGUAUCCCAGUUCCAGAAGACUUACAGUCUCCCUGAGGAUGAUGACUUCAUAAAGAGAAAAGAAAAGGCCAUCAAGACAGUUGUGGACCUCUCAGAAGUGUACAAGCCCCGUCGGAAAUACAAACGCCACCAGGGAGCAGAGGAGCUGCUUGAUGAAGAAUCUCGAAUCCAUGCUACGCUUUUGGAAUAUGGCAGGAGAUACGGAUUUAGCCGCCAGAGCAAAACGGAGAAGGCUGAGGACAAGAAAACGGCGCUUGCAGCAGGGCUGUCAGCUACAGAAAAAGCUGAUGCCCACGAGGAAGAUGAGCUUCGAGCAGCUGAAGAGCAGCGUAUUCAGUCGCUGAUGACCAAGAUGACCGCCAUGGCAAAUGAGGAGAGCCGUCUCACCGCAAGCUCCGUGGGCCAGAUCGUGGGACUCUGCUCUGCCGAGAUCAAGCAGAUUGUGUCCGAGUAUGCAGAGAAGCAGUCUGAGCUAUCAACUGAAGAAAGUCCAGAAAAAUUAGGAGCCUCCCAGCUACAUCGUCGGAAAGUCAUUUCCUUGAACAAGCAGAUUGUACAAAAGACCAAACAUCUUGAAGAGCUGCGAGCAAAUCACACCAGCCUACAAGCCAGAUAUAAUGAAGCCAAGAAAACGCUGACAGAGCUUAAGACUUACAGUGAGAAACUGGACAAAGAGCAAGCAGCCCUUGAGAAGAUAGAAUCCAAAGCUGAUCCAAGUAUCCUACAGAACCUGAGAGCACUUGUAGCCAUGAAUGAAAAUCUGAAAAGUCAAGAACAGGAAUUUAAAGCACAUUGUCGAGAGGAGAUGACACGGCUACAGCAAGAAAUUGAAAACCUGAAAGCUAAGAGAGCACCACAUGGAGAUGAAAAGACCCUCUCCAGUGGAGAGCCGCCUGGUACCUUGACCUCUGCAAUGACUCAUGACGACGACCUAGACAGACGGUACAAUAUGGAGAAAGAGAAACUUUACAAGAUACGUUUACUACAGGCUCGAAGAAAUCGAGAAAUAGCAAUUUUGCACCGCAAGAUUGAUGAAGUCCCUAGCCGUGCCGAGCUAAUACAGUAUCAGAAGAGAUUUAUUGAACUCUACCGCCAGAUUUCAGCAGUGCACAAAGAAACCAAGCAGUUCUUCACUUUAUAUAAUACACUGGACGAUAAAAAGGUUUAUUUGGAAAAAGAGAUUAGUCUGCUGAACUCAAUUCAUGAGAACUUCUCACAAGCCAUGGCCUCCCCUGCUGCCCGGGACCAGUUUUUACGUCAGAUGGAACAGAUUGUGGAAGGAAUUAAGCAAAGUAGAAUGAAGAUGGAAAAGAAAAAGCAAGAGAACAAAAUGAGAAGAGACCAGUUGAAUGACCAGUACUUGGAGCUGUUAGAAAAGCAGAGGCUAUACUUUAAGACUGUGAAAGAGUUCAAGGAGGAGGGCCGCAAGAAUGAGAUGCUGCUGUCCAAGGUGAAAGCGAAGGCCUCCUGAACAUCCCCAGCCAUGGUUGUAUGUCAUUGAUUUUACUUUUAAGCACCGUGUAUCAACUACAAGAUCAUGAAAUGGUUCUGAAAGCGACAGUAGAGAGAUGCAGGUGUAAUGGUUUCAACAACCUGGAUGUUUUCUUUCUCCUCUUUGCUUCCAUUCAUCUCUGUUGGCUGCUGUUGAUGGAAUCAGACCGUAAACAUGUGGCUUGGAUAACACCCGUCAUCCUGUGAAGAAUGUCGGCAGUACUUUUCUCUGUUGAUCAACUUUUAUGUCUCCAGUAACAUUGCACUUACAAAGGUACCUGUAUUUGUGUGGACUCUGAAUAAAGAAGAAUUCAUUUGUUUAGCAAGUAUUAAUUGAGCACCCACUGAGAAAUAAGCACUGAGGAAGAUUCAGAGACAUGUAAAACAGAGUUCCUACUGCACAGGCACCCAGCAGGUGGCCCAGGGAGGCAGAUACACAGCACACUUGACCACAGAACUGGACCAUCUGAGAUGUUUUUCAGCAAACAGAAGGCAUGUAGCUGAAAUGAUCAGCCCAUGUAGUGUUGGUCACUUGGGCCUUUCACCUGCCAUGGUACCUUUUGUUCCCAGCUCCUCCAGGUGCCAACCAGCAGGCUUGGUGACAGCAACUGGAAUGAAAAUUCAGUAUCAUUUUCAUUUUUAUACGUUACUCAGGUUUAUUUCUCAGAAAAUUGAAAACAGACCUUGUGCUGAGGACACUUCAAUAAAAAUUACACCUUCCCCUGCCCCAAUGUUCAUUUGAGUCACAGCAUGCAGAGGGGCUGUGCAUCCCCCUCAUUGAAGGCACAUUCGAUGAGGCUACACUGCAGAUGGGUCAUGAUCUGAGCCAGGAGAGAGAGAGAGACACUGUUCCCUGCACUCAAGGCAAGUAGGGUGUCAGGAGGAAGAGCAGUGGGGUUUGCAGAGAUCCAGGGAAACUUCCUGGAGGAGGCAGCAUUUGGGCCCAAUCUAAAGGGAGAAUUGGAUGUUGACAGGCAGGAAGAUUGUUUUAAAUGAAAAUACGCUAUGAUUAAAAACCCAAGAGGAUGCAGAGGAGUGCAAGGCAUGCGUAUUGGGAAAGGAGGGGAUAAACUGGUCUCUUCAGGAGGCUUCAGAGACCCAUCUAGGAAGUAGGGCUGAGACUAGACUUUGGAGGGCCUUGGAAGGGCAGCUGAUGGUUGACUUUAAUCCUUGGAAAUAACCAGUGCAGAUCAGACACGGAGCUCCUGCUGCCCUCGUCCUCAGGAGUCUGGUAACUCAGUCAUGUUCAGUAGGUUUCUGCUCCAUUCUGCAUAAAUCUUGCAAACAUACUAGGCGGCAGGUUUGGACAGUAAGCUUGACACAAAAGCUUAAACAUGUCAAGCAACUGGAGCAUUCAGCAGCCACAGAAAUGUGUUCAUUUUUAGUUCCCUAAUGGAUGUGAUUAAGCAGGGCCGACAUGUACAGAUUCAAAAACACACACACACGUGCUGGAUUAAAAACAGCCACUGGUUUCAGUGCCAGGGCCAGCAAGGCCUGCCUGAGCCAGGGGGAAGCAGCAGCUUGCAAAUAGAAACUGCCACGUGAGGGCGCUUCUUGGGCCAUGUGCAGCUCCGCCUCAGCUGGGCCCUGAGCCGCGGUCAUGUGGGGGUUUUGAAGGGCUGGGUGAAGUUGAAGCAGUAAUUGCAAAAGAACAGGUGGCACUUUGAGGGCAGGGGAAGGAGACAGAAUUUUGACUGUGUUUGAAAUUAUUUCAGUCAGGGAAACAUCUGCGUUAUCUUGUUAAGCAGCUUGUAGGCCCACCCCUGGCUAACUGAACUUUGUGAGCAGUUGGGGCAGUUAUUCGAAUAUUUGUCCACAGAUGGUAGGGAGGCAGAUGACAUUUUGGGGUUACUGGAGUCCACCUCUGUGCUCAUGGGGAAAGUACGGCAUGAUUAAUCCAAAGCAGCCAGUAAUUCUGUUUGAAAGUGCAGGCAUUUAUUUUGAGCUGUGUUUCACAGGAGUUUCAUUUGGUUUGGUUUUGGUAUAGAGAGGUGUCCAUAGAUCUCUAUUCCCUUUUUUUUUAUCCACAGGGCCUACUACGGAUGAAUCAGUUUCUGUUGCCUGAAUACACUUUGAAUUAGGCUACAGAAGCCAGUUUGAGCUCAGAUUUCACACUUGCUGCAGGCAACCCUCAGUGUGGACAUGUCUUCUGAGUAAUUAGGAUAUGACUUUAUAGUGUAGCCAUACAGGCUAAGGAGAUGCCCCAAGGCCCCUGAUCAUUUCAGAAACCACCUGGAGAGCCAGCAGGGGUCUUCCCAGGGCCAUGGCUCUCUGUAUGCCUAGACAUAGUGUGGCAUUAUGCUCUAAGCCCACAGGCUUCCCCAGAGUUAAAAGGCAGCAAGAACAUCCUUAAGUUACUUUUGUAAAAUGUGCGCUUCAGGAGGAACCAGGUUUCCCCAGGAGGGACAGGUGCCCUGCUCAGUCAGCACAGGGAGUUGCUAGCGGGCAGGCUGCACAGUGCUGUGGAGUCUCCGCCAGCCUCUGGGUUGGGGGCUCCUUCCACUACGUGCUUCUUAAGGAGUGCCUGGGACUGCUCUGCUUAAGCCGCAAUCAGAGCUGUUGUGAGCAGGACAAGAUUGGGUGAUCGCAAGGUGCGUGGGGAGAUGCUAUUUUGAUAUCUUUGACCUGUGCUCUGUCUCUACUGGAUGACUGGGGUUAGCUAACACCACUGGAGGGAGAUGCAGAGUGUUAAACAGUCGUCAGAGUCACGCUGAGGGGUUUUUUAACAGAGGACAAAUUCCCAGUUUGUCAAGCGUAUCUCUGUUAGAGUCUGAAGUUCAUCGUUUUAAUAGUUCUAGCUCGUAGCCCUUACAUAUUUUCAGGAUAGCUGGGUCCUGCCAGUGUCCGCUGAGUCUGUCAGCACAACCAGAAGGCCCGGGCAUGGGAAGCAUUCUCUGACAACACCGAGCCCUUGGGACCUCCUGAAACCUUGAGCAGAGGCUGGAGAAGCCUUCAGACCGUCCUUUCACUACCUCACCAAGUGUCAUGCCUGGGACCUCAGACAUCAGGGUUGUGAUGUCGAUGUCAGGCCCAAGUCACGUCUCUAGUGACCGAAGCAGACCUGCCUGAAAGGGUACUCUGAACAGUGAGCCCUGGCCAUAACCUGUGCCCUCAUAUUUCUGCUGCCUCAGAUGGUCUUGUUCGCCCACUCUGUAGUGACUGAUGAUCACCCUAAAGGGGAGGUAGGCAUCUAACAGUAGCACAGUUACUUUGAGCCUGACCCCUUGCUCUGAAGUGCAGAUGCUGAGUUGACACAUGCACUGAGGAAGAACACUUUAAGGAAGCACUUUAUGAUUUACUCAUGGCUGGUGUUGGCCUCAAGGUAAAAGAACAUCUUAAUGCAGAACAGUACAACAAAGUGCCCCAUAGGAUGGGUGCCAUCAUCUGUCCCCGUGGUUGGGAUUCCCAAGGAAAGUGCCUUGUUCCGUGCAUCUUCAGAAUCCCCCACGCCCUCUCUUGAUCCUUUUCAUGAAGUCCAGGGCAUUCCUUCUAUGACAGGCUGAAGAUGCAUUGUAAAAGGUAGUGCUAUAGUAGUAUUCCCACUUCUCACAAUAAAUGUGCAAAACUCCUGGAGGAUUUGGUGCCCAAUCUACAGCAUACUUGACAACACGGGGAAUACCGUGGAUGCUCCACACCAGCCUUACAUCCGUCCCCCAAAUGUGCCAAACUCAUGCCUGCCCAGGGCCACCGGGCCUGGCCCUGGGCAACAAAAGGAAGGGCCUAUCUUACCACAGUCUCCCCAGCAUCUAGCUCAGGGUAGAUGACUGACUGGGAAAUUCCGGUUGGAUAAAAUGGCUUUUCCACAUGGCAACUUUGCAUCUCUAUUAGCAAAAUUUAGAUUGAACCUCUCCUCUACUUGAUGCUUAGUUUGAGGACAGGUAAACAGUUUUCACAACUUUAGAGGGUCUUAGAGUGUGUUAUACAGUAACCUUGAAGUUUGAGAUGAAACAAGGUGUCAGAGCUUUUGAAUCUUUCAAAGGAAUUGCCUUUUACAGAUUUUUUUUUUUUUAAUUCCCCAAGAAGGGAAAAAGAGAGGGAAGAACUACAGUAAUGUUAGAGAUAAGGUAUGUUUCGGCUCAAAAUGUGUCAUGAAUCUAAAGGUAACUUGAUGGGUAGAAAGGUCUCAGCCAUGUGAACCAGGAAGUGGGAGCACAGUGCAAGGCUGUGGGUGGCAGCACUAGAUACAGUGGUGGCAGGAGUGUGACACGUAGGCACUCCAUGGGGGACAGCCAGACAGUGUCUGUCAGAAGUGCAAAUGCAUCAGCUUUUUGAACUAAGAAUUGUACCUGUGUACAAGGGUUUUUGUUGAAACACUGUAAUAGCAAAAAGUUGGAGAGUGCCACCAGUAUAGGGGAAUGCUUAAAUACAUUAUGACCAGCUUAAACAAUGGAAUAGUUUGCAGAAACUUAAAACAGUGGAUCCUGUGUGUGUGUACUACCAUAGAAUGGUCCCCAAGAUGCAUGAUUAAGUGGGGGAAAAAAGAAGCCCAUGGUAUCUUAAUGUUUGGAAUGGAGAAAAAUGUGUAGAUGUAUGUGUGUGCGUAUGUUUUCACACAGACAUAUACACAUGUAUAUCAUAUGUCUGCCUGCAUACGCCUAGGAUUUCUCUGGGAGGAUACCCAGCAAUCCAGCAGCCUGAUUGCCUCUGGGAAGAGGGGUGGGAAUGACUUUUCAAUGUACACCUUUUGUACCUUUUGAAUUUUGUACCAUGUACAUGUAUUAUCUAUUAAAAAAAUAGUUUUUAAUUUUUAA
Molecule: messenger RNA, 6831 nt
Organism: Macaca mulatta (Rhesus monkey)
Lineage: Eukaryota; Metazoa; Chordata; Mammalia; Primates; Cercopithecidae
Gene: CCDC93
Product: coiled-coil domain containing 93
Biological process (GO): Golgi to plasma membrane transport
Source: RefSeq, a predicted model, not a curated record